AUGAAUUGUGAAAACAAAGCCGCUGAAGAUAUUGACUUAAAUUUAGUUGACGAAAAUAAUGAGAGCGAAGAUGACGUAAGUGAAGAUGAAGUCUAUGAUAUUGACUUAAAUUUAGUUGACGAAAAUAAUGAGAGCGAAGAUGAAGUCGAUGAUAUUGACUUAAAUUUAUUUGACGAAAAUAAUGAGAGCGAAGAUGAAUUCGAUGAUAUUGACUUAAAUUUAGUUGACGAAAAUAAUGAGAGCGAAGAUGACUUUGGGAAGUGA
Messenger RNA from Dentiscutata erythropus, 264 nucleotides. The record is from the annotation of a GenBank genome assembly. Lineage: Eukaryota; Fungi; Glomeromycota; Glomeromycetes; Diversisporales; Gigasporaceae.